GUAGACAAUCAAUCAUGGCGGCAUUUUUGUGUGUUUUUUGUACUUUAAAUAUUAUUUUACUGUCUGCCGUAGUUUAUUCUUCUGAUUAUCAUUAUUUUACAGCUGUUUACUUAGAAACUGGAAAAAAUUAUAAUAGAACUAGUGAAAUAGAUAUAUAUUGCCACAGAGGAAUUGAAAAAGCCAUUUCAAACACUUGGAGGAGUGUUUAUCUUGAUUUUCGAAAAUUAUCAUCUGAUUCUAAAUUCUUUGGAGGAGAAAAUACAAGUGAUGUAUUAAAGCAGUAUGUUGAUCAUAAAGCAUCAUGGUUUUCUUUCUGGAAAUUUUCUUCUAUACAAUUCCCUGUUUUCAAUAAUUAUUGUAUUGGCAUUUAUAGUGAAGAUGCAUAUGAAUUUCAAUUUGUUGACAUUUAUAUAAAUUUUUGGAGAUUGUUACAAGUAUUUGUUGGAAUACUAAUAUUUUUUUCUGCUUCAAAUUUAAGCAGGUAAGAUUAUCUUUAUUAUGCAGCAGGGAUAAGCUUUGGAGUAUUUGCCUCUUUUCUGAUAAUAGUUUUUCUUAUUAGUAGAAUAACACCAAAAAAAGUUGGUGCAUACAGUAUAUUAAUCUUUGGAUGGUCACUGGUGCUUUAUUUAUUACAACUGAUAUGGGAAAACGUAAAGUCACUUGUAGAAUCAUACAGGGAAUUUCUAAUAGCUUACUUUAUUAUUAUUGCUGUAAUCAGUAGUGCUGUUUGUUAUUAUUAUGGACCAGUCACAAACCAUAAAACAUUAAAUCUGAUUCAGUGGAGUUUGCAGCUAAUAGGAUUAUCCAUAAUUUUCUUCAGUUCUGAAUUCAGAGAAGUACCAACAGUAAUUAUCAUUACAAUUAUUACAAUACAUGUAUUUCCACAAAAAUGGUUGAUAAGAGUGAAGCAAAGAGGCUGGAGGAGAUGGUUUCCACCAAAAGUAAAAUUAUUAACAGAAACUGAAUAUAUACAACAAGCAAAUGAAGAAACAAAGAAAGCUUUGGAAGAAUUAAGAAAGUAUUGCUGCAGUCCAGAUUGCAAUGCUUGGAAAACAUUAAGGAAACUAAAUAACCCUAUCAGAUUUGCACAAUUUGUAGAAGGAGAUUCUCAUCUAACAGAUCAAGAAAUUUUGGAUUAUGAUUCAGAAUCAUUGCUGAAUUGUGCAGAAGAAAAUGAUAGAUAUGAAAACUCCUCAGAUGAAGAUACACCUCAUACAUCAUUUUACAGGAACCAUAAUAGUUUAUAACUUAUGAUGUAAAAAUGAUUUUUUUUAUGUCAUAAAUUUGUUGAAUUUUUGAAUCUAAGAACAAAAUUUUAUUUGUAAUAAAACCAGUCAUUUUUAAUAUUUUUAUUUA
This is a messenger RNA of Centruroides sculpturatus (bark scorpion), 1356 nucleotides long. It is a transcript of the gene Nemp, whose product is annotated as nuclear envelope integral membrane protein 1-like. Gene Ontology annotation, cellular component: nuclear envelope. The transcript is spliced from 10 exons. The record is from RefSeq and is a predicted model, not a curated record. NCBI's taxonomy places the organism in Eukaryota, Metazoa, Arthropoda, Arachnida, Scorpiones, Buthidae.